CUCAUCUCUUUCGCAUCAUCUUAGAAUCCAUCUAUCAUCGCUCCUAUCCCCAGCCUGUGAUUUUCACCAUUUCUUCCGGCACAGAAAUGGCCACCGAGGAACCACUCUCCGUCGACGCCACGGUUGCGGCAGUUGAUAUGCAGAUUGCAACCGUUGAGACUGCCAAUGACGACAAACCGAAUACCGCUGCCGAGUCAAUCGAGCCGAAGAAGGGGAAAGAGACCAAGGCGAAGAAAUCAUCCGUUUCAACGAAGAAGAAAAGCCUUCGUACUCAUCCCUCUUACUUCGAGAUGGUUCAGGAGGCGAUUGUUGCUCUGAAGGAGAGGACUGGAUCGAGUCAAUAUGCAAUUCAGAAGUUCAUCGAGGAGAAGCAUAAGACUCUGCCUUCGAAUUUCAGGAAGUUGUUGCUCGUUUAUCUGAGGAAGCUUGAGGCUUCCAAUAAGCUCGUGAAGGUGAAGAAUUCGUAUAAGCUUUCAUCGGCUUCUAAGCUUGCCAUUUCGGCAACCACGGUUAAGAAGCCCUCGGCUGCAACUGCCACCAAGUCCAAGGCAACAACCAAGGUGAAGAAGGCUCCUGCCAAACCUAAAGCCGCCGCUGCCAAGCCUAAGCCGUCUGUCAAGGCUAAGCCGGCUGCCAAGCCGAAAGCAGUCGCCAAGCCGAGGACGGUUGCCAAGCCAAAGACCGUCGCCAAGCUGAAGACGGUAGCCAACGGCAAGAAGGCCUCUAAGACCGUCGCACCCCCUGCAAAAGCCAAAGCUGUUGCCAAGGCAUCAAAGGUGGUGCCUGCGAAGAGGAAGGCUGCGCCGAGCUCCAAGCCUGCGGCGAAGGUUGCCAAGACGUCUGCUAAGGCGACUCCGGGGAAGAAGGUAGCCGUUCCUAAGGUAGCGCCGAAGAAGGCGACCCAGGUGAAGAGCGGGAAGGCUAAGACGCCGGUGAAGAAAGCAACGGCCAAGAGGGCGGGGAAGAAGUAAAUAGACCAGAUAGCCCCUUAGGGGAAUGAACUGCCUGUAGUUCAUUAGUUGUGCAUUAGGGGUGGUCUUGUAAUUGUACCGGCUUCUGUUUGUUUAUUUUUAUUAAGUUAGUGUGUGUCUUGAUCAUCAAAAUACAAAUAUAGAGAAGGGAAUCUGAAUAUGUUCUUCACCGCUUACAUUUUCCGACCACCUUUCCUGCGUUUAGGGUCAUCGAACUUUAGCCAACUCUUAAUUAUUGGUACUACAAAUUUAUGAAACUGAUUGUAAUUAGGAAUCUAAGAAUGAUGACAAAGUAAAAUAACAAAUUUGGUGUUUA
Molecule: messenger RNA, 1287 nt
Organism: Cuscuta europaea
Lineage: Eukaryota; Viridiplantae; Streptophyta; Magnoliopsida; Solanales; Convolvulaceae
Source: the annotation of a GenBank genome assembly